AUGGAAACUUUGUCUUUUCCUAGAUAUAAUGCAGCUGAAAUUGUGGUUCAUAUUCGAAACAAAAUCUUAACAGGAGCUGAUGGUAAAAACCUCUCUAAGAAUGAUCUUUCUCCAAAUCCCAAGCCUGAAGUCUUACAUAUGAUCUACAUGAGAGCUUUACAGAUCGUAUAUGGAAUUCGACUGGAGCAUUUUUACAUGAUGCCAGUGAACUCUGAAGUCAUGUAUCCGCACAUAAUGGAAGGCUUCUUACCAGUCAGCAAUUUGUUUAUUCAUUUGGACUCAUUUCUGCCCAUCUGUCGGGUGCAUGACUUUGAGAUUGCUGAUAUUCUAUAUCCAAAGGCAAAACGGACAACUCGGUUUUUAAGCGGCAUUAUCAACUUUAUUCACUUCCGAGAAGCAUGCCGUGAGACAUAUAUGGAAUUUCUUUGGCAAUAUAAAUCUUCUGUGGACAAAAUGCAGCAGUUAAAUACUGCACACCAGGAGGCAUUAAUGAAAUUGGAGAGACUUGAUUCUGUCCCAGUUGAAGAGCAGGCAGAGUUCAAGCAGCUUUCAGAUGAUAUUCAGGAGCUGCAGCAAUCGCUGAAUCAAGAGUUUCGUCAAAAAACGAUAGUGUUGCAAGAGGGAAAUUCACAAAAGAAGUCAGAUAUUUCAGAGAAAACCAAGCGUUUGAAUGAACUAAAAUUGUCAGUGGUUUCUUUGAAAGAAAUACAAGAGAAUUUGAAAACAAAAAUUGUGGAUUCUCCAGAGAAAGUUAAGAAUUAUAAAGAAAAAAUGAAAGAUACAGUCCAGAAGCUUAAAAAUUCCAGACAAGAAGUGAUGGAAAAAUAUGAAAUCUAUCGAGACUCUGUUGACUGUCUGCCUUCAUGUCAGCUGGAAGUGCAGUUAUAUCAAAAGAAAAUACAGGACCUUGCAGAUAAUAGAGAAAAAUUAACCACUAUCUUAAAGGAGAGCCUGAACUUGGAGGACCAAAUUGAGAGUGAUGAGUCAGAAUUGAAGAAAUUGAAGACUGAAGAAAAUUCCUUUAAAAGACUGAUGAUUGUGAAGAAGGAAAAACUUGCCACAGCACAGUUCAGAAUAAAUAAGAAGCAUGAGGAUGUCAAGCAGUACAAACGCACAGUGAUUGAAGACUGUAAUAAAGUUCAAGAAAAAAGAGGUGCUGUCUAUGAGCGCGUAACCACAAUUAAUCAAGAAAUCCAAAAAAUUAAAUUUGGAAUUCAACAACUAAAAGAUGCUGCUGAAAGGGAGAAACUGAAGUCCCAGGAAAUAUUUCUCAGCUUGAAAGCUGCUUUGGAGAAAUACCACGAAGGCAUUGAAAAGGCAACAGAGGACUGUCAUGCUAAAAUAGAUGAGAAAACAGCUGAACUGAAGAAGAAAAUGUUCAGAACUCAACCUGAUGAACAAAAUUACUCAUCUUUUUAUAAAUAG
Molecule: messenger RNA, 1425 nt
Organism: Rangifer tarandus platyrhynchus (Svalbard reindeer)
Lineage: Eukaryota; Metazoa; Chordata; Mammalia; Artiodactyla; Cervidae
Source: the annotation of a GenBank genome assembly